AUGCUACCCGUGCUUCUCCUUCUCUGCGUGAUGGAUAGAGUCGGGGCAUCUACUCCUAGAGUCUGGGCCCAUGACCGGAGGCAGGAAAGACAAGGAGCAGCAACCAUGCUGUGCCCAUCACCAUGCCAGUGUGAACAAGAUGCUAUCUUCGUCAUGGUGGACUGCUCGGAGCUAGGACUAUCGUCCGUGCCAAGCAACAUCAGCCCACUCACCACUUACCUGGACCUGAGCAUGAAUAACAUCAGCGAUAUCCAGCCAAGAGCUUUUAACCGACUACACCUGUUAACAGAACUGCGAAUCUCUGGAAAUCAGCUGAAAUAUAUCUCAGCCCACGCACUCCAGGGUCUCCACAACCUUAAAGUUUUAAUGCUACAAAACAACCACCUGGAAAGACUUCCUGAUGAUGCUCCGUGGGACCUACCUAACCUGCUUUCAUUGCGUCUGGAUGCUAACCUCCUGUCUGAAGUACCUGCUAGCGCCUUUAGAGGGGUUCGCUCUCUAAGACACUUGUGGCUGGAUGACAAUUCCCUGACUGAGAUCCCAGUAACGGCCCUGGAUGCUCUACCCUCCCUUCAGGCUAUGACCCUGGCUCUCAAUAAGAUCACUUAUAUCCCAGACUAUGCAUUCGCCAACCUCUCUGCACUUGUUGUACUACAUCUCCAUAACAAUAGGAUCCAGAUCAUGGGCAUGAGAUGUUUUGAAGGUUUACACAGUCUGGAAACUCUGGAUUUAAAUUACAAUGAUCUCCAGGAGUUCCCUGUGGCCAUCAGGACACUGAGUAAGCUUCAGGAACUAGGCUUCCAUAACAACAAUAUCAAAGUCAUCCCCGAAAGGGCCUUUGUGGGAAACCCUCAGCUUCAAACCAUCCAUUUUUAUGAGAACCCCAUCCAGUUUGUGGGAAAAUCUGCUUUCCAGUUCUUACCAAAGUUACACACACUUUCCCUGAACGGAGCGAACUUAAUUCAAAACUUUCCUGACCUGAAAGGAACAACCAGUCUGGAGAUUUUGACUCUGACUAAGGCGGGUCUCUCAACUCUCCCUCUAGAUCUAUGUGAACAGCUGCCUCACCUCAGAGUGUUGGAGCUGUCACACAACCAGAUACGUCAUCUGCCAAGCCUUUGCAAAUGUUCUUCACUCCAAGAAAUAGGGCUUCAGCAUAACCAACUCACCCGGAUAGAGUCCAGCACCUUCCAACAGCUCAUCUCUUUAAAAAUGCUCGAUUUGAGCUGGAACAAGAUAGAGUGGAUCCAUACAGAUGCCUUUGCCCCUUUGCAUUCCUUGGUCAAAUUGGAUCUGACUGAAAACAGGCUGAGCUCAUUGCCAUCUGCAGGCCUAGAGGGUCUUACUCAUCUCAAGCUUAGAGGAAACAUUGAAUUGUAUGAUGCCUUCAGCAUCGAUCAGUUCCCUCAUAUCAGGGUGAUUGAGAUGCCAUAUGCCUACCAGUGCUGUGUUUAUGGUUCAUGUGAUAGCUACAAGACUGUCAGCCAGUGGGAGACUGAACAAAGCAAAACAGAUGAUGGCAUUCACAAGAGAACUGUUGCCAUUUACCCUCACCACACUGACACACAAUGUAAGAAAGACCUAGAGGAAUUCCAGCUGGAAAUAGAGGAGUCGAAACUUCCAGCCAGUGUCCAGUGUACUCCCUCACCAGGUCCUUUCCGUCCCUGUGACUCUCUGAUGGGAAGCUGGUUGGUUCGUGUCGGACUAUGGACCAUUUCCUUGGUGUCUCUGCUUGGAAACUCUUUGCUUCUUCUUUCUUUAUUCAACUCUAACUGCUCUCUGUCACCACUACGAUUCACAGUGGCAUGCAUGGGUGCCUCUAAUUUGCUAACAGGUGUUUGUACAAGCACCCUGGCCCUUGUAGAUGCAUUAACAAUGGGAGACUUUAGCCACCACGGUGGCCCUUGGCAAGGAGGCCUUGGAUGUCAGGUGACAGGAUGGGUGUGGGUGCUUGCCUCUGAAGCAAGUGUUUUACUUCUGAUGUUGGCAGCUGUACAAUGUGGAGUAAGUGUGACAUGCGCUCGUAGCUAUGGGAAAUCACCGUCAUUGAGAAGUGUACGUAUAUUCGCACUGUUAUGUUUGUUUCUCUCAUUCAUCCUAGCCUGUUUUCCUCUAAUUGGAAUUGGGGAAUAUGGAUCCUCGCCAUUCUGCCUACCGACACCUCUGCCACCUUCAGUCUCUCAGUUACAAUCUGCCUUAAUUUUUCCCUUAGUGCUUAUAAUGAUGAACACCCUGUGCCUACUCAUUGUAACAUUUUCAUACAUCCGACUAUACUGGGAAUUACUUAGAGGAGAAUGUGAGGGCUUGUGGGACUGUGCUAUGAUCAAACAUGUCGCCUGGCUGAUAUUCACAAAUGGACUCUUGUAUGUGCCGGUAGCUUUCCUCUCCAUCUGCUCACUGCUGGGUUUCAUAUCUCUCGAAGAGGAGGUGCUGAAAUCAAUUAUUUUGCUUCUACAGCCUCUACCUGCCUGCCUAAAUCCCCUACUCUUCCUUCUUUUCACACGACACCACUCCAAGUAUUUUUUCUGGUAUCGCUCAAAAGCACCUCUUCAGCUUCGCCGCGACCCCACCAUAGACUCAUUGGUUUCUGUGGAGACUGAGAAGAGCUCCUGCUCUGAAACAUCAACACAACUUUCUCUAAAUGAUGGUGAAACCCUGUGCACUAUGGGCUCUGCUGUCCAUUCUCGAAUGGAUCCAAUUCGAUUUUCUCAGUGCUCUUCCACUUCCUCAGUUCCCCUCAUCUCUAGCCAGACACCCAUUGUCAAAGCCAAAGGUAAAGAGAGAGUGAGAGAGCAAGGGAGCCAUGACAACAAAGGAUGUCUGAAGACUUUGACUCAAGAUACUUGCGAAAAUUGCCCGAUGCAUCACUCAACCACGACCAACUCUGUUGUUCAAAAUCCGUAA
Messenger RNA from Nerophis lumbriciformis (worm pipefish), 2904 nucleotides. Lineage: Eukaryota; Metazoa; Chordata; Actinopteri; Syngnathiformes; Syngnathidae. The record is from RefSeq and is a predicted model, not a curated record.